UGAUUAUCUAUGAUAAUAUUAAUUGAGUUUAAGAAAACAAAUAAGUGAUAAGAGUGGCAUUGGUAUAUGAUCAGAGACUUAUGUAUUCUAUAGAUUUAGUCUUGUUCCGACUUUGUCAAAGUUAAUAUCAUGGCAAUGUCUUCGAGUAAAUGGUCAAAUCCUACAAGAGUGAACGAUGCUACUAGUAAUUUAAAUUAUAAAAAAAUCAAAGAUAUUGAAAAUAUGGACGAGAGAGAGAAAUACGCAUUUGGGAAUUAUGGAUAUGGAAAAAAUCACGUUAAACUUCUUCACGUCCAUAGACAGGGUUCACUUCAUAAGAUCAGAGAAUACGAAAUAGAUGUGUACCUUCGUUUGAGCACCCAAAACGAUUAUUUGGAGGGCGAUAAUAGGCAGAUCAUAGCAACGGAUUCCCAAAAGAAUACAGUGUAUGUAUUGGCAAAGAAGCACGGCAUUAAAAGCCCAGAAGAAUUUGGUUUAUUGCUGUGUUCGCAUUUCUUGAACACUUAUAAGCACGUCGUCGAAGUUGGAGUAAAAUUGGAAGAGUAUCCAUGGGAAAGAUUAAGGGCCGAAGGGCAAGCCCAUAAUCACGCAUUCGUUUACUCCCCGAGUGCAAUUAGAUUAGCACAAAUCGUUCAUAAACGAAACGAAAUCGCUCAAAUUAGCGGAGGACUGAAAAAUUUACGAAUCUUGAAAACAACUCAAUCGGCAUUCAAAGAUUUCAUUGAAGAUGGUUAUCGCACCUUGCCGGAUGCAAAUGACCGCAUUUUUAGCACAGUAGUAUCCUCCACUUGGGAUUACUCAACUGCAAACGGUGUUGAUUUUGAUGAUGUUUGGUGCGCAAUCAAAGAUUGCGUUUUGGAUAAGUUUGCUGGUGAUCCUGAAAAAGGAAUUUUCUCGCCUUCUGUACAAAACACAUUGUAUCUAGCUGAAAAAAUGAUUUUGGAUAAUGUUCCUCAGAUUAGUCGUAUCGAGAUGCAAAUGCCAAACAAGCAUUAUUUUCCGGUUAAUAUGAGUAAAUUUCCUCAAGAAAUUGUCGAUGGUCAUGAUAAUAACGAAGUCUACUUACCAGUUGAUAAGCCAUCUGGAAUUAUAUAUGCGGAACUUCAUAGAAAAAACUUUGUUUCCAAAUUAUAAAUUACUACUUAUUUUUUUUUAAUACU
Molecule: messenger RNA, 1160 nt
Organism: Nicrophorus vespilloides
Lineage: Eukaryota; Metazoa; Arthropoda; Insecta; Coleoptera; Silphidae
Product: uricase
Exons: 4
Coding region: 130-1134 (334 amino acids)
Biological process (GO): purine nucleobase catabolic process; urate catabolic process
Cellular component (GO): peroxisome
Molecular function (GO): urate oxidase activity
Source: RefSeq, a predicted model, not a curated record